AGAGAAAAUGGACGUGUCUUCAGCCACUUCCGAAUUCGAGCGUCGACUAAUAUCCGGCCACGUUAAAAUAGAUUAUUUGAAGUAAAUUUUAGUCUGUGGCUUGACUUUACCUUAAAACUGAUAUAAUUAAAUGAAACAAUUGUAGUUUUAAGUUAUAAUUGUGUGUGUAAAUGUGCGUUUAAUAUUAAUUGGAUUUAAUAAAUGAAACGGAGAAUGGAUUACUGGUCAACAUGGAUGCUUAUUGUUACAAUGUUAUUUCACACUAUUUUACUUACGGGUGGUGUCGAAUUAAGCUUCGAAUUGCCUGAUAAUGCUAAGGAAUGCUUUUAUCAAGAAAUCGAAAAGAAUGUUACGUCUACCAUUGAAUUUCAGGUGGUAACUGGAGGUCAAUAUGAUGUUGAUGUUACAUUGGAAGCUCCGAAUAAAGAAAUUAUUUAUAAGCAAGUGAAAACGCAGUUUGACUCUCAUGUUUUUACGCCGACUAUAUCAGGGGUAUAUAAAGUAUGCUUCAGCAAUGAGUUUUCUACGUUCUCUCACAAGCUUGUAUAUAUGGAUUUUCAAGUCGGCCAGGAAGAUCAACUUCCUGGUCUUGAAGACCAUGUCACCGUUAUGACACAAAUGGAAUCAUCUGCGCAAGCUGUGCACGAAAGUUUAAAUAGUAUUCUCGAUUAUCAAACACAUCAUCGAUUGAGAGAAGCUCAGGGUCGCAAACGAGCAGAAGAUUUGAAUGAACGGGUCUUAUGGUGGUCUGUGAUGGAGACUAUUGCAAUUGUUGUUAUCUCUGUAGGACAAGUGUUCAUUCUCAAGAACUUCUUCACGGAAAGGAGACCUUACCAAAGGCUUUAGCAUAAUGUAAGAAAUUUUGGUUACUUGUGGCUGAAAUAAAAAAAAAAGGCAACAUAUCCAUCUAAAUAAUCUGGUCAGUGGUGAUACACAUACGCAAUUGAGAACUUUUGGAUGUUGUCUAAUGGUUAUUAGUGGAAUACAGAUAUUGCGUUAUGUAUGUCUUUUCUAUGUCUAUGCCUAAGUUAAGAACUUGAGGCAAGACUAAGAAAAGAAUGCAGCGCAUUAAAGAUAUAUGUUUCUUUUUUUUUUGUUUUUGUUUUUUUUUUGUAUAUUUUGAAGGAAGUCUGCGCUACGAGAGAAUCGUGUUUCCUCUCGGCAUAUUAAUUUAUAAAAUAAUGGAACAUUCUCUCGCGAGUGUUGUUAGAACUACGAGCUAUCAAUGAAAAAGGUGCAAGUGUUUGCGAUGCCAUACAUUUAAGCACUUUAAACUCCUAAGUUGUAGAGUUAUACUAACAUAAGCGGUACAAGAGACACUGACGCACUCUGUCAAGUUUUUCUUACUGUGAAUGUGUAAAAUAAUAAAUUACAAUGUUUGGGCGUGAA
Molecule: messenger RNA, 1389 nt
Organism: Polistes dominula (European paper wasp)
Lineage: Eukaryota; Metazoa; Arthropoda; Insecta; Hymenoptera; Vespidae
Product: transmembrane emp24 domain-containing protein 7
Source: RefSeq, a predicted model, not a curated record